Messenger RNA from Plectropomus leopardus (leopard coralgrouper), 2644 nucleotides. The record is from RefSeq and is a predicted model, not a curated record. NCBI's taxonomy places the organism in Eukaryota, Metazoa, Chordata, Actinopteri, Perciformes, Serranidae.
AGUAAACAGUGUUCUGCAGAAGCGCCGGUGGAUUAACCGCAAAAAUGUUAAAAAAGAAAUCGAGUACCACUGAAAAGAAACGGAAACACUCGCAGUCCGAAGAACGACAUGACAACAGCAAACGCAGAAGCGCGGAAAACAUCGUAGAGGACUCAAAGGAUGACCUCGCUGACGCAGAGCUGGACAGGAUUGGUAGUGACAUUGAGGAGGGAGGGCUUGACCUCGGCCAGCCGUUCCAACCCAUCACUGCUUAUGUCGCUGACAGGCGGGAGAUGCUGGACCAAUGUCUCCGUGUGCUGGGGGAGAGAAAGCUACGGAAAAUGCUGCCCGAUGAGCUCAAGGACUGUAGUUUAGAGGAAAUCAAAAAGAUGUGCUGGGAGCAACUGGAGGUGAUCUCUGAGAAAAAUCUUUUACAAAUCUUGGCAGGGGAAGAGCUGACAUCUGGAAAUGGCAACAAAAACACAGAAGAGACUUCAGAAAGCCAGCAAGACAAUAAUGUGGACUCUACAUCUUGCCUCAAAGAAACUGCAAAAACUGAGGACCCUAAGCAAGGGUGGCGGUCAGGCGAGGAGAGCGACGUCCUGAGCAUAAAUGCAGACACUUACGAUAGUGACAUAGAGGGACCCAAAGAGGAGCAGACUGUUAAACCCAUGGAGGGGGCAGUGAAAGUAGUGGACAGCAGCAGAGAAGGCUCUGACCCAGUUGUAAACCCUGACCCAGCAAAUCCUGAACCUCCCACGGGCGCUCAGCCAGGGGAAGCUGGAAAGAAAGACAUUCAAAGUGACAUAGACAAAAGCGUCAGCGAGAUUUUAGCGUUUUCAUCCUCUUCGAGCAAAGAGGAAGUUAAAGAACAGAGUGCACCUCCACAGUCCACAGAUGUUAGUUUACCUGUUCAAGGAGUGUCUGUUUCGAGUCGUGCACCGGCAGCAUGUCGGCCGUCAAUUCAGCAAUUAGAGCUUUUGGAGUUGGAAAUGAGGGCGAGGGCCAUAAAGGCUCUGAUGAAAGCAAGUGAUGGGAAAAAACAUCUCGUACCAAAAAAUGUUUAACAUGUUGUUGGUUUAAUAAGAGAGUCGACAACAUAGGACUUGAAUACUCAGAUUAUUGAGUGUGCACCAUUCAAACCGUGUUAUUUUAGUGCUCCAUAUUGGAAUGAUGUUGCAGAGAAAGUUAAACACAUCACAGCCUGUCCUACGCUUACUGAAUGAACAUCUGCUAUGAUUCACACAAUAGUAUCUCCAAAUGUAUUUAUGUCUUUGGUCACUAGAUGGCAGUGUUAACCUGCUGUAGUACUCUCAUGGUAAUGUCCAAUAUGUGCAGAUGUGUGCAAGAGAUGAUUUAUCCAAUCACAUUACAGUCAAAUUAGCAUAGAAGUCAUGUUUCUUCGUAAUAAUGUGAAGUUAUACAAUUGGGGUAAAGAUCUGUCAAUUUUUAGAGGACGAGAGAAUAUUACAUGUUUUGUUGUGUAUAGGCUGAGCUUUGCCAGCCAAAAAAUGUGGCAGCAGUGUUGUGUUGUCAUUUAUAGUUGACACACCUGUGAUAUUUCUUCACUGAACACCUGUUUGACUUGACAGGCUGAAGUGUGCACUGCCAUCUCUCAUAUUUGCAUUGUCUGAAUGUCAAGGUUAAUGUCUAACAACAGGUUAGGCAAAGACAACAACAACAAAAAAUUGCUCCCAUGGCAUUACAGACAAAAUACAGAGAAACCCAAAAGUGAAAUAAAUCAAAGAUAAUUAGACCGGUUGUCCUCAACACAUACAUCAAGUUAAAGAACCUGCCACUUCUAUCCUCCGGAGUAACUUUAAAAUUUUGUCUUUCUGGAUGUCUAUGUAGCAGCUGGAAUUAAUAGCAUCCUCUCCCCUAAUGUAGUGUUUUUGCUGUAAUUUAUUCUGAAGCUGCUUUGUUCCUGUAUGUGUGCAAUUACAUGCAGAUGCAGAGCAAAACAGCUCUCAACCUCACUACCCCAAAGGAGACAAUGAAAUGUAUGAUAAGAAGCCAGUUGCCUCCUGGGUAUUUGCAUUUAAAAGGGUUAUUUCAUGGGAGGAACGAGGGUGGGGAGCGUUAAAUGCGACUUUCUCUAUGCAUGCAUGUGCAGGUAUCUUUGUACUCAUUGAUGAUUUGAAGAGGAAAACGUCCACUUUAGUGAAAAAGAGAUACAACGAUUCUAAAGUGCUCAUAGUGGUAUGAUUGGUGAGUAUUUAUCUGUGUCAUUUUAGUGCUAUUAGAAUGCCAAUUAUGAUUUGGUUUGAGCAGAUAAAUGGCUUUUAAAGCAGACAUCAAAAUGAGUAGGCUGAAAAAUGGAUUGAUGGAGGUGAGAUGAUGCUGUUUUUGUUGAGAGAGUACUUUUUGAUGUCAAAUGAACCUUCUGAUCCAUGUUAAAAUAUUGAGGUGUGACGCUUCCAUGAUUGCUGCUAUUAUGAAAGUCAAAAACAAGGUUUUGCAAAAAGUUUCUGUGCUCAUUGGUUCAACUGUUUAAUAGCCGCACCUGUCAUUUUCCUCAGUGUUGUGAACAAGUCGCUGGUUCACAAUGCUCGUUCGGCAGUAGUCCUCAAAACUUUUAGGGUGAAUUAUCCUCUCAACUAUGUUUAACUUUUACUGUGUGACAAUUGCUCAAAACCUGAAGAGAUUUUAGGUUUUGAAUUUAAAA